Molecule: messenger RNA, 6563 nt
Organism: Porites evermanni
Lineage: Eukaryota; Metazoa; Cnidaria; Anthozoa; Scleractinia; Poritidae
Source: the annotation of a GenBank genome assembly
GAACCAGGCUGGGCGGACACUUUUUCGGGCAAAUUUGCGUACAAGCCUGCACGCUUCAGCGAUUUGUUUGAUCAUCUGCAUUUUGCAAAAGUAGGCCCAUCUUUGACAUGUAUUUUCGACGUUAUUUUCAGUCAUCUUUUUCAGCCUUGGGAAUGCGGUUAAGGGUAACAUGGUUACAGAUGCUGGGAGGAGCAAUAGUACUUAUAAUCUUCCUUUGUAGCUCCAUUCAGUUUCUAAGCUUUCGACAGCGCCGUCGACAUCUUUCGCCGAAUUGGAAAUACUCUGUUGGUCAUUAUUACAUAAAAACGGCGGAAAGUGGAGAACAUUUGGCCGCGAAAGAGUUCAAGGUCGACAACGAAACCUUGCAAAUGAUAGAGAAAAUCCAUAGAGAGCAAACAUUUAAGCGGAGACCGGUCAAAACAAUAGACGCAAAAACUUCAUUUUUCGAUCUCGUUGUUCCUGUCACUGGAGCUUCAAGCAAUCACUUCGAAGAGUUCCAAGCACACAUUUCAAUUUUCGCAAAACUAUUUCCAGGUAUAAGAGUGAUUUUUUAUGACCUUGGAUUGACUCGUUCGCAAGUAAGGUUCAUUUUGAAGAAUCUUCCCUUUGUGCAAUACAGAAUGUUUGACUCCAAUGAAUAUCCACCGCAUGUUAGUACCCUGAUAAAUUAUGCAUGGAAACCGCUUAUAAUUCAAGAAAUUUUGGGAGAGUUUGAUGGAGCCAUGUGGUUUGAUUCAUCGAUCAAAUUUAAAGGGAAUAACACGCACGAAGUCCUACAACGUUUGGCUCGUCAGAGGUCGGGAUUUAUGUUCUUUGUGGGAAUAACUGGUCAUUCCAUAAUCGCCGCAACACACCCGGGAAUGAUGGAAUACAUACCCAUCAAAACAAAUGAUGCAGUCAAAGAUAUGUUCGAGGCAAAUUCAAUGAUUGUGAUUAACACGCCUGAAGUACAAAAACACAUCAUGAAAUGGCUUGUAACUUGUGCGCUCAAAGAAGACUGCAUCGCGCCCGUCGGUGCAAAACUAUACUGCGGCUUCAACUUUCCUAAAGAUAAGUUUGGAGGAUGCCACAGAUACGACCAAUCUUUAGUCAAUAUCUUGGUUUCAAAUGUGUACAGCUCUGAUAGAAAGAGAUAUGUCUUCGAAGGCUUUGCUGAAGUUGAUCGUCUUUGACUGUAGAGGCUUUCAGGGCUUUGUCCUUGCCCUUAUGUAAAACCUGAAACAGCUACCAGUGCCGUAGCCAGACCAAACGGCCAACCGAGGCAGGCGGGAGUUGCUAGGGGGGUUCGGGGGCAUGCCCCCCCCCGAGAAAUUUUGAACUUUAGUCUCUCGGAAAUGCGAUUUGCAGCGUUUUCUGGGCCUUUCGGUAACUUUUUUUCGAGUUAAUUUAAGUGGAAUUUAAAAAGCAAUAAUCAGAAACAAGCUACAUAAUCUGGGUGACCGUUAACCUCGCCAAUGGUUUUGAUCAGUAUUUGUUCAAAAAAAAUUUGAGUUAACGUACGUAGCCCCUUGAGAUCGAUGAUAUGGUAAUUUUUUCAUAGUAUAUUGACUGAAUUGCUGAAUUCUUUGUAAUAUCAUGAUGCGUUAAAGAUAACCGAUGAUCGCUUAUGUAAAAUAAAAAUGAUCGGCGAAAUUCGUCAAAAUUUUACCGAGGCGAGUGCCUCGGUUGGCCUCAUACUAGCUACGGCGCUGGCUACAGUAGCCGCGAGGUCUUCUUAUAAAAAAAUACACGUUUUUUAUAGGUCGCGAAAUCAUUCUUAAAAGUCAUUACUUGUUUGCGCUUCAUCACAGUUACGAGGCAAGAAUUGAUGCAGUCUUGCCAAAAUAGUGUCUUUUCAAACGACAGAAAACCUCAGGGCCGGUUAUUUAAGCGGAGUUUAAUCAGUUUUUAACAAAACCGCGUUUAAGUCAUUUUCAGUUUGCUCAACGCUUUUAUCUAAGCACCAUUUGUCGUGAGCAGUUUCAUUAAAGCAUAUAAUGAAGACUAGAAAAGCAUUUAUCUUCUUAAAUUGACCCACUAAAGAAGAGAUCUGGAAGUACAAAGAUUUCUUAAACCGCGGUCUAAGUUAGACCUCGUUUAAAUAACCAACCCUUAGAGUUCUGAACCGAACUACAAACUUUCUGUUAAAAGUGAAGUGAUCUUUUUAUUGUGAUUAUAUAUAACACGCUUUGUUCUUAAAUCUAGCGUUGCGUAAAGAUUUGCAUAUUCAACGGGAGCCUUGCAUCAGCAAGAAAAAAUAAAAGGAUUUUUGUUUUCAAUAGCCUGCGCGCGCAGUAACAAGCCGGUGGAAAUGCUUGCUAAGUGGACAAAGUUUUCAGGGGAAGGGGGAGAGGAAAACUGGUAGAAACAGUCUAAAAUACAGGUAACUGCAUUUAUGUAGAUGGCAGACAAAGAAGAACUUGUGAAAUAAAGAAAACGCCUAAUGUUCAUUUUUAUGACUUCGUUGUGAGUUCGAGUUAUAGUGCUUUAAAGACACCUUUAUAGUCUGCGAGCUAUCUCUCCGGAGCGCUCUGGCAGCGGGGUGGGAAAAGGGAAGGAUUGAAGAAAUUUUGAGAGAGUUUGAUGGAACCAUGUGCAUGGUUUGAUUCAUCGAUCAACUUUAAAGGGACUAACACGCACGAAGUCCUAAAACGUUUGGCUCGUCAGAGGUCUUUAUUUAUGUUCUUGAAGAGAAAACUUGACAUUCUAUAAUCGCCGCAACACACCCGGGAAUGAUGGAAUACAUACCCAUCAAAACAAAUGAUGCAGUCAAACAGUAUGUUCGAGGCAAAUUCAAUGAUUGUGAUUAACACGCCUGAAGUACAAAAACACAUCAUGAAAUGGCUCGCCAUUUGCGCGCUCGAAGAAGAUUGCAUCGCGCCCGUUGGUGCAGAAAUAUACAGAGUGCUUUACCUUUCCUAAAGAAAAUUUCGGUGGAUAUCGUAUAUACGACCAGUUUUUGGUCAAUAUCUUGGUUUCAAAUGUUUAAAGCUCUGAUAGAAAGAGAUAUGUCUUCGAAAGCUUUGCUGAGGUUGAUCGUCUGUGACUGUAGAGGCUCAGUUUCCCGAAGACCUUUAACACCGAGCUACGAGGACUUCGUACACGUGUUAAAGAACAACUUGUUUACGCUUCAGUAUAGUUACGGGUCAAGAGUCGAUGCAUCUUGCCAAAAAAUGUUUUUUCAAAUGGCAGAAAACCCUAGAGUUCUGAUCCGAACCGCAAACUUUCUUUUAGAAGUUCAAUAAUCUUUUAGUCUGUCUAUAUAUAAAACAUUUUGUUUUUAAGUCUAGCGCUGUAUAUAAACUUGGAUAACGGGAGCUUUGUUGAAGGCCAGAAACAAUAGCUUUUUUCGUAAAAUUUGCCUGAAAAAAGGGGAUUUUUGUGUUCAAUAGCGUUUGCGUGCAAUGACUGGAGACGAAGUAAUGCCAUUCUCGUUCCCAGAGCCACUCGGCUUAAUUUGUAGCGAACCACGUGAUCAAGAAACGACGGGCUCUUGGGACGAGAAUGAAGAAUGCUUGACACGCGGGCCAAGUUUUCAGGGGGAGGCGGAGGAAAACUGGCAGGUGAAGUCGUCAGGAAAGACGUCCCUCACUUCAGGCCACAAAUCACCAUGCUACUAGACUGUUCACUGUCCCCCUAUAUUUUCGUAAGAUCGUCAGGAUCGAGCGCUUAUGGGUACGGGUGUUCAUCUUGGUUUUAUAUGAGCCGAGCGGAUGGCCGUGGGAACUUAACUGUCCCCCGCCCCCUUAGUGGAUUUGACACUCAUUCAAGAUGGCCGCCAGUAACGCUUUUCGACGCCUGCUACACAGGCUACCCGUAGGCGACCAAUCAGUCUUUUUAUUUUGGGUGGUCGCUUACGAGAGGUUCGACUGUAUACAGUAUCCCUUAAGCUUAACCCUUUAAGCCCUAACAUCACAAUUUGAAAUCUCAUUUGUUGUCCCUAUCCAUUUCCUGUAGAAGUAGUGAGGAGAAGUUGAUAAAAAUAUCAAGUAAAUUCAUCUUGUGUGAUCAUUUCCGUAAUUCUCAUGACUACACUGUUUUACAAAGCAUUCACAUCACAAGGAGAAAUUUGAUGCUGAUCACUCUUAGGGCUUAAAGGGUUAAACUGAGGCUAUGGCUAUUUUAGGUUAAUUCUGUGCUGAGGUCAUUCUCUUCGACAUAUACAAAAUGGUCCUGUAACAUUAGGAAGAAGAUAGCAAAGAAAUUUCGUCACAGAGUAGUAACCAUAAUAUUUUGUUUGGUUAUUUUUGCAGGCAUUAAAAGUUGGCCCAGUGUUUUCAAGUUUCAAUCGAUGAGGCCCUGCCAGGGGCGGGGGGGGGGGGGGGGGGGGGGGCCCCCUGAUAGAGUAGAAAAAAAGAAAUAGUUAUAGUGGAUGCUGUGUGUCUGUUGUUUUGGUGUUGUGUUUGUGGUGUUGUUGUGGGGAGUGUUGCGGGGAGCGGGGGGGGGGGUGCGGCGGGGGGGGGGGGGGGGGGGGGGGGGCGGGGGGGGGGGCGGGGAUGUCGCCCGUCUGAAUUUUAAAACGUCUCGUGUCGGCGUUUAUAAAUGCUUGUCGCUUAUUGUCGGCUUUGCCGUCACUGUCGCAAUUUGGUCGAGGGAGGUUGCCUCUUGUCGCGAUUUCAUUUUACGCGCUGUCGCUACUUUUUGGAACAUGUCGCUUGUCGGAAUUUACUCGAUCUCCUUUCUUGUCAUCCGUUGCAACAGAAAAAAAGGUUCAGUGCCUAAAUACAUGACGGUAUAGUCUAAGGCAAGAGCCAUAAUAGCACAGAGACAAAGGUUUAAUGCCUAAAUACAUGACUGUAUAGUCUCAGGGCGUCAGAGAACUGACCGGCCAGCCCAUUCCCAUUGUAAUGAGAAUUUUACUUUUGAUCAAAGCCAACCAUCCAGAUUCGACAAAUUAGUCCUAAAUAUUAUGUACAAAGGAGAUGGUUGUUCAGCAAAACCUCUUGGAAAAAGCCUAUUUUAUUGCCUAAAUGUCUGGUCCGGCCGGACAGUUCUGACUUUUGGAAAGCGCCCUUAAAUAACGAUACUGGACAGUUAUUUUUAGAAUUCAAUUGAUGUGUAGCCCGCGAGCAGAGGCCCUUAGACUUACCUACGAAGAUCAAAGGGCCUCUGCUCGCAGGGUAACGCGAGCGCAGCGCAGCGCAGCUGGAAUUGACUGAUGCAUUAAUUGUCAUUAGAUCCCAUCAACCGUGGCCCCUUCAGACACUUCAUGAAAUUUACACAACGUAGUUUUCGUGUUUAUGUAUUAGGGUUAAGGACUGCAUUUAGUAAAUAGGUUUAAGCGCUGGUUAGGUUCUCUUUUUGGGUUGGGGUUGAUGCUCUAUGUACUUAAAUUAUUUCCCCUCCAUCCAUCUGAUGGGAUCUAAUGCUGACCUUGUCGAAAAGUAUCUCUCGGUGACGUCAGAGAGAACGCUAGGCUGGACGGACACAGUUUUCGAGCAAAUUUGCGUACAAGCCUGCACGCGUGACGGUUUGUUUGAUCAUUUGCAUUUUGCAAAAGUAGGCCCAUCUUUGACAUUCAUUUUCGACGUUAUUUUCGGUCAUCUUUUUCAGCCUUGGGAAUGCGGUUAAGGCUAACUCGGUUAAAGACCAGGCUGGGAGUAGCAAUAGUACUUAUCAUCCUCCUUUGUUGCUCCACUAAGUUUCUAAGCUUUCGACAGCGUCGUCAACAUCUUUCGCCGAAUUGGAAAUACUCUGUUGGUCAUUAUUACAUAAAAAAGGCGGAAAGUGGAGAAAAUUUGGCCGGCAAAGAUUUCAAUGUCGACGACGAAACCUUCCAAAAGAUAGAGAAAAUCCAUAGAGAGCAAACAUUUAAGCGAAGACCGGUCAAAACAAUAGACCCAAAAACUUCAUUUUUUGAUCUCGUUGUUCCUGUCACUGGAGCUUCAAGCAAUCACUUCGAAGAGUUCCGAAAACACAUUUCAACUUUCGCAAAACUAUUUCCAGGUAUAAGAGUGAUUUUUUAUGACCUUGGAUUGACUCGUUCACAAGUAAAGUUCAUUUUGAAGAAUCUUCCUUUUGUGCAGUACAGAAAGUUUGACUUCAAUGAAUAUCCACCGCAUGUUAGUAACCUGGUAAAUUACGCAUGGAAGCCGCUUAUAAUUCAAGAAAUUUUGGGAGAGUUUGAUGGAGCCAUGUGGUUUGAUACAUCGAUCAAAUUUAAAGGGACUAACACGCACGAAGUCCUACAACGUUUGGCUCGUCAAAGGUCGGGAUUUUUGUUUUUUGUAGGAAUAACCGGUCAUUCUAUAAUCGCCGCAACACACCCGGGAAUGAUGGAGUAUAUACCCAUCAAAACAAAUGAUGCAGUCAAAGAUAUGUUCGAGGCAAAUUCAAUGAUUGUGAUUAACACACCUGAAGUACAAACACACAUCAUGAAAUGGCUUGUAACUUGUGCGCUCGAAGAAGAUUGCAUCGCGCCCGUCGGUGCAAAACUAUACUGCGGCUUCAACUUUCCAAAAGAUAAGUUUGGAGGAUGCCACAGAUACGACCAAUCUUUAGUCAAUAUCUUGGUUUCAAAUGUUUACAGCUCUGAUACAAAUAGAUAUGUCUUCCGAGACUUUGCUGAAGUUGAACGUCUUUGA